AUGAAGGCGCGGGGAAUACCAGAAACGCUGCUCCGGUGGAUCGAGGCGUUCUGCUCGGAACGGACAGCGACUAUCCAGAUCAAUGGGCAGGAGUCUGAGAUUCAAACCCUUCCACAGGCUGGGCUACCUCAGGGCUCGCCCCUGUCCCCCAUCCUAUUUCUCUUCUUCAACGCAGACCUCGUGCAGAGACAGAUCGACAGCCAGGGAGGAGCAAUUGCUUUCGUGGAUGAUUUUACGGCAUGGGUGACCGGGCCAACCGCCCGAGACAACCGGGGAGGAAUCGAAACAAUCAUCAAGGAAGCGCUCGACUGGGAAAGGAGGAGCGGAGCAACUUUUGAGGCGGAGAAAACUGCCAUCAUACACUUCGCCCCCAAGACCUACAAACUGGAACAGGACUCGUUUACCAUCAAAGGGCAAUCCGUUGAGCCGAAAGAGAAGGUCAAGAUCUUGGGAGUUCUCAUGGACACGAGACUGAAGUACAAGGAACAUAUCGCGAGGGCAGCGUCCAAAGGCCUGGAGGCAGCGAUGGAGCUCCGACGACUCCGAGGCCUGUCCCCAGCGACAGCACGGCAGUUGUUCUCAUCGACGGUGGCCCCAGUAGUUGAUUAUGCCUCGAAUGUCUGGAUGCACGCUUUCAAGAGUCAGAACAUGGGACCGAUCAAUCGAGUCCAAAGGGUAGGAGCACAAGCAAUGGUGGGGACGUUUCUCACAGUCGCGACCAGCGUUGCGGAAGCAGAAGCUCACAUUGCCACCGCACAACACCGAUUCUGGAGACGAGCCGUGAAGAUGUGGACGGACCUCCACACUCUACGAAAAACCAAUCCUCUCCGCAGAAAUACAGAUCGGAUCAGGAAGUUCAGGAGAUACCACCGCUCACCACUGUACUAA
This is a messenger RNA of Penicillium antarcticum, 888 nucleotides long. RefSeq lists its product as uncharacterized. NCBI's taxonomy places the organism in Eukaryota, Fungi, Ascomycota, Eurotiomycetes, Eurotiales, Aspergillaceae. Bases 1 to 888 code for a protein of 295 amino acids. The transcript has a single exon. The record is from RefSeq and is a predicted model, not a curated record.